GUCGCCCAAUUAUUGAUGAGUUGCUUGGGGUACUUACUAGAACCAAGCAACCGGAAGGGUCCAUUGGCAUUGUAGUGGGCCCAACCAUGGGUAAUUUUACGCCCGGCGCAGUAUAUGCAGCGCUAGAGAUAGCAGAAUUAGAUACUUAUCCUAUCAUCGUGACGGAUAAGGGCCGGCUAUCCAAGUAUCUGCUUCAUGCAGUUCUUGAUAGGUUAUAUGAACGACCUUACACCUUCUCCCUCUUACCAUAG
Messenger RNA from Racocetra persica, 251 nucleotides. Lineage: Eukaryota; Fungi; Glomeromycota; Glomeromycetes; Diversisporales; Gigasporaceae. The record is from the annotation of a GenBank genome assembly.